GGGAAGCUACUACAGUAGUGCUGGCUCUUCUUCCUCGCUUUGUCACAUCGCUUCCGCCUCAGCCUCUGCUGAUCUGAAUUCUGGUCCAGGACAUACCGAUACGAGCGCGUCCAUGAGGAGGGGAGGGUCUGAUUUCUUGGGUGUUUGCUGGAAUUGGUAGCCGACUGUCGGAGUCAAGCUUCGGAUCAAGCUUUUCGCGCAGGAUCCGUGAUCGUGGAGCUGGGAAGCCUCUCGGUCGUUUUUUCUGGAAACUUUAAGGUUCGGUACAUGCCAGUCUUGUUGCCAAACUUGGGAAGCAUGAGCUUGAUCUGAUCGUCCCCGAGUUGAGCAGUGAGCACCAUGUGGAAGCAAUUUCUAAGUAAAUUACCUCGCAAGUCUUCUAAAUCCGAUCCUUCUCCUGUUUCCGCCCAUGCCCAUUCAGGAGGAAAUGCGGCGACGUCUUUAAACGGAAAUCGGAUCAGCAGUGGCAAUGUUGUUCCCUCCCGAUUCACCACCGUCAAGCGAACUGCGUCCGCCAUAUUCCCGUCAAGUGUCGUCACAAGCAUUGAACCUCUACUAUUAUUCAAAGAUGUGUCUAAUGCGGAAAAGAAGAAUCUUUUCAUCUGUAAGUUGAAUCUCUGUUGUGUCAUCUUUGAUUUCUCUGAUCCCAACAAGAAUCCAGCGGAGAAGGAUAUGAAACGGCAGGCACUAAUAGAUCUCAUUGAAUAUGUUGAUGCUGGGAGUUCUCGUUUCACUGAGUCCAUGAUUUCCGCUAGCUGUAAAAUGUUUUCUAGUAACUUGUUUAGGGCCUUCCCAUCGAAUACCCGAUCUGGUAUUGCUGGCGGUGAAACCGAAGAGGAAGAACCCCUGUUCGAACCAGCUUGGUCCCACCUGCAACUUGUCUAUGAUUUGCUGCUUAAGUUCAUAGAAUCCUCUUCACUUGUUGUUAAAAUCGGGAAGAAGUAUGUAGAUCAUUCAUUCAUUUUAAGACUGCUUCACCUCUUUGAUUCUGAGGAUCCUAGGGAAAGGGAAUGCCUGAAAGCAAUUUUGCACAGGAUCUAUGGAAAAUUCAUGGUGCAUCGUCCUUUCAUCCGGAAAGUGGUGAGCAACAUAUUUUACCAGUUUGUGUUUGAGACAGAGCGACAUAAUGGGAUUGCUGAAUUGUUAGAAGUUUUUGGUAGUGUCAUCAGUGGGUUUGCAUUGCCUCUAAAAGAGGAGCAUAAAAUGUUCUUGUGGAGGGUCCUAAUACCUCUGCACAGACCAAAGACACUUGGUGUGUAUCAUCAACAGCUGACUUACUGUCUGACGCAAUAUAUAGAGAAAGAGCCUCAGCUAGCAACUUCAGUUAUCAGUGGGUUGCUGAGAUAUUGGCCUGUAACUAACAGUCAAAAGGAAAUUAUGUUUUUAAGUGAGAUGGAAGAGAUCUUGGAAAUUACUAACGAAGUGGAGACCCAGAAGUGUCUGCUUCCAUUAUUUCAACGGAUUGCAUACUGCAUCAAGAGCUUUCAUUUCCAGGUGGCAGAGAGGGCCUUAUUCUUGCUGAACAAUGAUCACGUGAUUAGUCUGGCGUCGAGAAAUCGGCAAACAAUAAUGCCGCUACUUUUGCCUGCUCUGGAAAGGAACAUUCGCAGUCACUGGAAUCUACCUGUUUUGAACUUGACGAGAAAUGUGAAGAAGAUGUUAUGCGAGAUGGACGGAGAACUAUAUUUAGCGUGUGAAAAUAACUAUGAACAAGACGAACUGGAGCAAAAGAUGGCGGAGGAGCAGCGGAGGAGGACCUGGGAGCGCUUGGAGACCACCGCUGUCUUCCAGCCAUUAACUAUAAGCAUGCCUGCCCUGGUUACACCUGCAAUCGUUCCCCCAGUUGUUGCUGCUCUUUCUUGAAGCACUAGCAUGGCACGGGAGAAAAUUACAGAGCAACCUAGAUUAUGCAGGGUGUUUAUCGUUCCAUCGUCCUCCGGUCAAUAUGGUCAAAAUUGUUGCAGGGCCAAUGCGAAUGCAUGCUGGAUGAAUGGCAUCCAUUGUAUGUAAUAUGAUAUAUUAGGGGCAUAGACAGAUUGCCUUGUUCUUGUUUCCUCAUUCUGGCUUUUGAUCCGAGUUUGUCGAGAUCUCAGUUUGUUCAUACUUUAUGAGGUGAAGGUUCCAGGGCAAUUUGGAAAUAUAUUGGACUAAAUGUUCAGUCCAAUAUUGUAUUGCUGCGUCUAAUCCAAUUUUCUCGUUGGUGUGGUAAUUUAUCAAAAGUGUUCAGUGGGAUUUAGAAAA
Messenger RNA from Zingiber officinale, 2241 nucleotides. RefSeq names its product serine/threonine protein phosphatase 2A 57 kDa regulatory subunit B' kappa isoform-like. Gene Ontology annotation, molecular function: protein phosphatase regulator activity. NCBI's taxonomy places the organism in Eukaryota, Viridiplantae, Streptophyta, Magnoliopsida, Zingiberales, Zingiberaceae. The record is from RefSeq and is a predicted model, not a curated record. Bases 340 to 1863 code for a protein of 507 amino acids. The transcript has 3 exons. Gene Ontology annotation, cellular component: protein phosphatase type 2A complex. Gene Ontology annotation, biological process: signal transduction.